Messenger RNA from Setaria italica (foxtail millet), 2199 nucleotides. RefSeq lists its product as uncharacterized. NCBI's taxonomy places the organism in Eukaryota, Viridiplantae, Streptophyta, Magnoliopsida, Poales, Poaceae. The transcript has 12 exons. The record is from RefSeq and is a predicted model, not a curated record. The coding region runs from base 158 to 1975 and encodes 605 amino acids.
AAAGGAACUUAAACACAAGGGGCGGGUUGAGAGAGGUGGGGCUAAGAAAAUAACAUCCACAAGUAGAAGGUUCAAACUCCAGACGCUAUUGCAUUCAAGUGGCAGUGAUGGCCCAAAGCGCUCAGUUCCAAAAGGCAUAAGCCGUAGCAUAAAAUCCAUGUGGAAAUUUCAAGCGAGCAGGGCUGCGUUGGUUGAUUUUGAAAAGAAAUUAUGUGAUAUUGAGGAGCAACGAUUUGGCACAUUACCCGAUCGAGAAAUUUCAAGCAUUCCCUUUGAAGAGAAACCAUUUGGUGAUGAAGUUGCAUGUGACCAUGAAAUUUGUCGAUUCAGUGUUGUCUCAAUUGCCUUGUUUGAUGGUGAUUGUGUUGGUGAAAACAUGUUGUUUGCAUGCUCUGGGAUAGCUCUACCACGUAAGCCUGCUCCACUAGACCUAACAAGAUUUGUCACUUCAGCAUAUUUGGUCAGAGUAUUCAAUGAGAGAAGGAAUAGAGAUGAUAAAUUGAGGGUUCAAGUCCGCCUUCCUGAUGGCACAACUACCGAUGGUCUUUUGGGACUAUAUGAUCACGAUAUUGCUAUUGUCACAUCCAUCGGCCGCCUAGAUGUCUGUCCUGUAGAUCUCAAUAUUGCUGACUGUCCUGAUGGUCUUCAUCAUGCACGAGCUGUUGGGCGUGCCUUUGAGUCAGGCCGUUUGAUGGCCAUGCCUGUCUCUCUGUCAGACCGCAUUGUCGUUUCUGAUAGGCUUUCCGUUUCAGAUAAGUUUUUUGUUUCAGAUAGUCAAGGUCAAGGUUAUACGGAGGCUGCGCUUGGAGGGCCACUUGUAGGACAUGACUGUAUAUUUCAGGGGAUGGUCAUUGAUCUUGUUGAGUAUGGUGGAGCAGCCUGUAUCAUAGAACGGGAAUUUCUUUGUACACGCUUGGAGCUACUUCUGGCAUGCGAUCCUAAAAAACUCCGCUCGCUUGAUUAUUCACUGCCUUCAGGUGUAUCAAGCAUAAUCCCUUCAGGAUUCAUGAAAACUAUUUACCGAUUAAGAUCUUUUGGUUAUCCAAUACCGCCACCACUUGUACUUGAAUUGAAUGGGCGGUUGCUUAAUCGAUUCGAAGAACGUUUUGGUGUAUUACGUGCUUGGAAAGGGUAUCCUUUUGGUGCUCCACACCAACAAGUUUUGGAGCGUGUCUGGGAUGAACUCGAAGGAGGAGUUGUGGCAAAUAUAUCCCGUCGUGUUGUCGCACUAGCUUCUUUCAAUGGGUAUGUGAGGUCUUUUGCUUGCACAGGGUUACUUAUAAAGUGGUGCGGAAGCAGAGCCACACACACUGUUGUCCUGACUUCUGCCAGUUUGGUUAGAAGUCGUCUUAAUGAAGACGACAUUGAUGAGAAUUUGAGGAUUGAGGUGUUUCUCCUGCCGAAUCAGCGUUGUGAUGGGACAUUGGAAUUGUAUGACUUGCACUACAAUAUUGCUAUUGUUAGCAUCAAGAAGGGUUUUAACUCUAUUCGUCCAGAAGACAUAUUUAAUAAAGGAAAGCAAAAGUUUUAUAAAAAGGUAGUAGCUGUAGGGCGUGACACUAUACAUGGACUAUUAAUGGGCACAAUUGGUGAAGUGAAAUUUAGUAACAAGGAUUGCAAACUUAAUUGCAAAGAUCUUCACUGGUCCACUUGUAAAAUCAAGAAGGUUGGGAUUGGUGGACCCCUUAUUGAUUUUGAUGGGAGUUUUGUUGGCAUGAACUUUUAUGAUGGAAGCAGUGCAACUCCUUUCCUUCCAAGGAGCAAGGUCGUCCAUGCUUUGAGAAGUGUGUAUAAUUCAAUAUUACCAUCGGAAAGGGGAUGCAAUCCUGUUGGCAGAGGCAGGAAGACACAGGUUUCAAAAAAAAGAGGCAGGAAGACAAACAGGUGGCCAGUGCCCAAGCCAUACUGGUUCCAUGAUGGCCUUGAUGUGGAUAUGCAUGCUGUCCAUAAGCACAUUGGAAGGACUUUUCUAUAGACCUUGUUCUUCUAUCAACGCAUUAAGUUAUAGUAGUAUCAUGGUGCACUUGAUGUGGAUUUGUAUGUACUUGAGCUUACUGGGAAGACUACCAAUGGGAUGUAAUGUAAGUGUGGAACAAUCAGUGCUAUCUUUGCCCUUCCGACUAAAAUAUAUGCAAGUUGUACUGGUUACCACAGUAGUCCAUUACUAUUGCAAAUUACACAUUUGCUAAAAUGUUUGAC